GACCGACCGCGACACACCACACCUGACGUCAGUCCUAGGCGGUCCGCCAUGGGGUGCCAACCACUGCCCGGCCGGCUGGCCCUGUACACUCUGCUGACGGCCGGCCUGGUGACCUCCGGCGCCGCCGCUGUGGUGGACGCUGUGCCCUCGGGCAGUCACCAGGUCAUCACCCAGCCGAAGACGGCGCCGUCGGCGGGAGGACACGAGCCACUCAGCUGCUUCACAGACCGGUCUUCGGCCGACCAGCGGACCUUCACGGAGGCGGAGAAGGCUAUGUUCCGCUACCUCUACGACUGGCCCGAGAAGCCCACCAGCACCUGCAAACGGAUGGUGACGUUCGGAGGCCUGGCCAGCGGCGUCGGCUGUCUGGAGGACGGAGACAAGUACGCCUGUCUAGACGAACCAUUGCAGCUGGCUACGACGGAUGACUGCCUGGUCUACUCUGUCGGCAUCAACUACGACUGGAGCUUCGACGAGGCCAUGGAGCGGUUCGGCUGCGAGGUGCACUCGUUUGACCCCACCAUUGACUAUCCCGAGGGUCCACGCUCCCCGGGCAUCACGUUCCACCACAUCGGCAUCGGAAGGAACAACCACACCAACGUGUACGGCUGGAGGAUCCACACACUAGACCAGAUUAUGAAGAUGCUGGGUCACGAAAAUCGCACUAUCCACUACCUCAAGAUCGACGCCGAAGGUGGCGAAUUUGACAUGCUGGCGCAGCAGCUGUUGGACGGCGAUGGCGACUUCGUGCUGGAUAAGGUGGAGCAGAUCGGCUUCGAGAUUCACUACCGUUUGGACCCGAGGCCGGAGAUGGACUUUUACCGCUGGGCCAACAGCACGGUUCACCACCUGCACGAUCUAGGCUUCAACGUAGUCAAGUGGGAGUACAACAAGGUGGUGUGGCAGCGGUACAUGUUCCCGGGCGUGGAGCGGCCCGUCAGCCUGCUGUACGAGAUCCUGCUGGUCAAGAACGGACCGGACACCUGGGACAGGUCAACCCGAGGUCAGAAGCCGGAGACGGAAGAAGCCAAGCAGCAGGCGGAGCAGGAAAAUGUCGUACAGACGUGAGAUAGCAAGCAGAUCCUGUCCAAUUGUUUUCAGUACAGGGAUGAGAAAGACGUUUACAAAUAGUGCAGUUUGCUUGUUGUGUUCAGAAGUUGUGUAAGGGCGCCUCUGCAAAUCAGCCAAGGUUACAUGGGCAUCUAGUGUCAUGAGACAUACAUGGUGAGGAGUAUAUACGUGAAUAUAAUCGAAUGCCUGGUACUCGUACCGGUACCAACAUGCUCCCAUUAUUGU
Pollicipes pollicipes is the source of this 1296-nucleotide messenger RNA. RefSeq lists its product as uncharacterized. NCBI's taxonomy places the organism in Eukaryota, Metazoa, Arthropoda, Thecostraca, Pollicipedomorpha, Pollicipedidae. Bases 49 to 1068 code for a protein of 339 amino acids. The record is from RefSeq and is a predicted model, not a curated record. The transcript has 3 exons.